AUGGCGGUCGCUAAGGACCCAAUCGGCACCAUUGCGCAGGUUGCCAACGAAACGCAGCUAUUUUCUGAGAAGGGAGCUGGAUCAAUAACCGAAGCAACAUCGAACCCUGAUAUUGAAGCCACCCCAAAGGAUGCGGCUCUUGAAAAAUGCAUAAUGCGAAAGAUUGACCUCUGGCUUGUUGGCUUUUACUCUCUUGUCUACGUCUUUCGGGUUAUUGACAGCGCAAACUAUAACAACGCCGCCAUCAUCAACCUAGAAGCCGGUACAGGCAUCAAGAAGCAGCUCGGGUUCACGCCUUCGCAGUGGGCAUGGACGCUUUCUAUCUUCUCUUACAGCUACCUUAUUUUCGAGCCGACCAACACGGUACUUCUAAAGCUGUUCAAGCCGUCAAGAUGGAUGUUCAUCCUGAUCAUGGCAUGGGGUAUAUCGGCGUGUUGCUCCGCAGCAGCAACAAACUUUUCAGGCAUGAUGUGCGUGCGAUUCGCAAUUGGUGCGGCAGAGGCUGGGUUCUUCCCGUCUGUUCUGUUUCACUAUGCUUUCUGGUACAGACCUGAGGAGAUGGCUUUGCGCAUAGCUUUCUUUUACUCUGUGGGACAGGUGUCCAGUGCACUCUCUGGUCUGUUGGCGUACGCAAUCUCAUACAUGGACCAACUCGGAGGGGUCUCUGGAUGGCGAUGGCUGUUUAUCCUUGAAGGUUUGCCUGCUAUAAUCCUGGCAUUCUUUGCUUUUGGUCUGCCCGACUACCCUGAGUCAGCGAAGAUCCUCACCGAGGAGGAAAGGCUCUAUGUGAAAGAGAGGCUUGCGAGCACUGCGCCCAAGGGUGGGUCACAUUGGGACUUCAAAUCUCUGAAAGUCAUGGCCAAAGACCCAACCCUCUAUACCUUCAGUCUUUAUUGGAAUUGCCAUGGUAUUGGAGGAUUUGGGGUGGGAUUUGCAUUGCCUACGGUGAUCUACAAGUUAGGAUUCACCAUUACAGCAUACUCUCAGUUGAUGAACAUACCGCCAUACGUCUCGGCAUUUUUACUGCUCAAUGCUUUGGGUUUCAUGCUGCAGAGGAAGUGGAUCAGACCUUGGGUCACUGCCGUGGGGAUUGAAUCAACAAUCAUCGUGUGUUACAUCAUUCUUCUUCUCGUUGAUAACCCGGUUGUCCGCUACCUCUGCUUGGUCGUAUCUGUGGCCUGCGCUGGUUGUGCGUACCCAGUUAUCUGGCCUGAACGAAUCAGGGCGCUGGAGGGAACAGUGGCAUCAGGAAUUGGCAUUGGCCUUACGAAUGCGUGUGCACAGUUCGGGGGAAUCGUAGGCCCGCAUGUCUUCAGCACGGUGUUUGGUCCCAGAUACCGCAUUUCAUAUGGCGUCAACCUUUCGAUUUUGGUGGUUGGCAUCUGCUCAAUUCUGAAAAGUUGGUUUCUCGUCAUCAAGAAAGAUCGGAAACGAGCUGCAGAACUCCAAGAACAAUAG
Messenger RNA from Colletotrichum aenigma, 1458 nucleotides. It is a transcript of the gene prlL-21, whose product is annotated as MFS transporter prlL. The coding region runs from base 1 to 1458 and encodes 485 amino acids. NCBI's taxonomy places the organism in Eukaryota, Fungi, Ascomycota, Sordariomycetes, Glomerellales, Glomerellaceae. The record is from RefSeq and is a predicted model, not a curated record. Gene Ontology annotation, biological process: transmembrane transport. The transcript has 4 exons. Gene Ontology annotation, cellular component: membrane. Gene Ontology annotation, molecular function: transmembrane transporter activity.